Mytilus trossulus (common blue mussel) is the source of this 4790-nucleotide messenger RNA. Its product is annotated as polyamine-transporting ATPase 13A3-like. The transcript is spliced from 31 exons. Gene Ontology annotation, biological process: intracellular calcium ion homeostasis; polyamine transmembrane transport. Bases 353 to 4174 code for a protein of 1273 amino acids. Gene Ontology annotation, molecular function: ATPase-coupled monoatomic cation transmembrane transporter activity; ATP hydrolysis activity; P-type ion transporter activity. The record is from RefSeq and is a predicted model, not a curated record. NCBI's taxonomy places the organism in Eukaryota, Metazoa, Mollusca, Bivalvia, Mytilida, Mytilidae. Gene Ontology annotation, cellular component: membrane.
CAUACUGAGAGUUAGAUAAAACUACAUGUACCUGUAUAAAUAUUUGAAUUAUUUACGAGAUAAAGUGAAAUAUUUAGAUCGUCCAAUACUUUUGAUGUUACGAGUGAAUCAAUAAGUUAAGGACAGUAAAUGACUUGUUUUGUCAUUUGAGGAAUACGUAACAUUGAUUCUCGAAGGACACCAUUUCUUUUUUUCUUUUCAUUUUUUGUUGUGUCAUUCAAUAAAGAGUGAGCCGCUACGACGUCCAUGCAUUCAGUUUUUCACCACCAGAAGGAGGGUGUUAAUCUUAUCCUAACAUUGUGGGCCAAGUGGAACGUCGGUCAGAGUGAUAUCAAAUUGGGCAAUUACAACCAUGGAUGAUAUACACACAGAACCAGCUAAAAUAAAGGCAGGAAGAGUUGGACCACCUCCAUUAAAAGAUGGCAUCUUAUAUGUUAAUGCAUACCAAGAAGAUCAAAUGGAAAUCUAUGGGUAUGCCAAGAACCAAGGAAAAGAAAUCUUCAUGUGGAUUCUAUAUUUCCUGACAGUAGGUUUACUACGGUUAUUUUUCUUCUGGUACCCACAUCUGAUGAUAGCAGCCACACAUGAGAAAAGCUCCCUAAAGCAUGCAGUAGUUGUUGUGCUCAAGGACCAGUAUAAUCAAUGGUUUGUGGCCAAGGUUAAAUUUAAAGAGAGGAAUGGAAGGGAUGUCCAAAACCCAGACAACCACCAGGAGAUCAAAGUAGAAGGUAUAUCCUAUAAGAAAGGACAUUUACCAAACACGCCACUGAAACAGGGAGAUGUAGUAAGGGAACAGAGUCUUGUUCGAUUCUUUAUAACAAAGAAAGUAAAGUAUGUGUGGAACACAAAUUCUCAGGAAUUUGAGAAGGCAAAGGGAUUAGACCAUUCUACAAGAUGUUCAUACUUCCACGAAGCUUUGGGACUUAGUCACUUAGAACAAUCUCAAAGGAGAAAUGUAUAUGGCAGUAAUUCUAUACAGAUCCAUGUGACACCUAUAAUUACAUUACUGUUCAAAGAGGUGUUAUCACCAUUCUACAUAUUCCAGUUAUUCAGUUGUUCUCUAUGGUACGCUGAUGAAUACUAUUAUUAUGCCUCAGCCAUUGUCCUAAUGUCUGUCAUAUCUAUAACAGUCACAAUUAUACAGACCAGACAGAUGCAAAGAGCUUUGAGAAACACCAUUGAUUCUUCCAGUAUAGUUACUGUAUGUAGAGGAGGGGAUGAAUAUAUUGAAAUUUCAUCUGAAGAUCUAGUCCCUGGUGAUGUGAUAGAAAUACCAAGAAAUGGGUGUAUCAUGCAGUGUGAUGCUGUAUUAGUGGCAGGCAAUUGUAUUGUCAAUGAAAGUAUGCUGACAGGUGAAAGUGUACCAGUAACAAAGACUCCAUUACCAAAUCCUAAAAUGUCUAAAUCUCAGGAUGAUAUAUUUUUCCAAAUUAAGGAACAUUCUCGUCAUGUUUUGUUUUGUGGUACUCAUAUCAUCCAGACUCGUUACUAUGGAACCCACAAAGUUAGAGCUGUUGUACUAAGAACAGGUUUUACAACAGCUAAAGGAGAACUUGUAAGAUCUAUCAUGUAUCCUAAACCAGUAGACUUCAAGUUUAACAGAGAUACAUAUAUAUUUGUUGGAGCCCUGGCAGCCAUUGCUGGUAUAGGAUUCAUCUAUACCAUUGUAUUGAUGGUACAAGCAGGAGAGCAUCCAUCCGACAUUAUAAUUCGUGCCCUUGACCUGAUAACAAUAGCAGUUCCACCUGCCUUGCCAGCAGCACUCACCAUUGGGAUUGUGUUUGCCCAGUACAGAUUGAAGAAACAACUUGUAUACUGCAUUAGUCCUAGAAGUAUCAAUGUCAGUGGCAGUAUCAAUGCUUUCUGUUUUGACAAGACUGGUACCCUCACAGAAGAUGGUUUGGAUAUGCAUAGUGUUGUUCCAGUGGAAAAUGACAAUUUAGACAAGGAGUACACUGACUUGAGUAAAGUGAACAAUGACAGUUUUAUAUCUGCAAUGGCCACCUGCCAUUCUUUGACUCGGAUAGAGGGUGUUCUAAGUGGUGACCCAUUAGAUCUGAUCAUGUUUGAAGCUACAGGAUGGGAACUUAUUGAGGAAGGGGAAGACUCUUCAAAGUUUGACAUGAUUGCACCUACUAUAGUCAGGCCAAAAUCUGAUGAAUCAAGAUCCUUUGACCAACACUUUAAGCCAUUACAGAAAGAAAUUGGAAUAAUUCGUCAGUUUACAUUUUCCUCUAGUUUACAAAGAAUGUCUGUGAUAGUGAGAAUGUUAGGAUCACAAAACUUUGAUCUGUUUGCCAAAGGAGCUCCAGAAAAAAUAAUUCAGCUUUCAAAACCAGAUACAGUUCCUGAUGACUACCAUGACAAGUUGAUGAAGUAUACACAGCAUGGAUACAGAGUUCUGGCCCUUGCAUGGAGACAGUUACCAGCUAAGCUUAAAUAUACUAAAAUUCAAAGAAUUCAAAGGGAACAAGUUGAGAAAGGAUUAACUUUUCUUGGAUUUUUGGUCACAGAAAACAGAGUAAAGCCUGAAACUACACCUGUUAUAACACAGCUAAGACAGGCCAACAUUAGAACUGUAAUGGUUACAGGAGACAACAUGUUAACAGCUUUAAGUGUUGCUAGGGAGAUAGGCAUGGUCCCUCCUAAAGAAAAGAUUGUAUUAGUUCAAGGUUAUCCUGAAUCAGGCAAAGUUGAAGCUUAUAUAGAAUUUGUUUAUGCAGAAGAAUAUAAACAGGAGACCUCUAAAACAGGAUCUGCUUCUAUAGAGGAAGUUGCAGUUGACAUUUUACCAAGAGAUGAUGGGAAUAAUUUCCAUUUUGCUAUUGAUGGCCGUUCUUGGUCAGUAGUAAGGACACACUUCCAUGAUCUGCUACAAAAGUUAUGUGUAAGGGGAACAGUAUUUGCUAGAUUUUCACCAGAACAAAAGGGACAGUUAAUAGAAACAUUACAAGAAUUAGGUUACUUUGUUGGUAUGUGUGGAGAUGGAGCCAAUGAUUGUGGGGCCCUGAAGACUGCACAUGCAGGGAUAUCUCUGUCUGAGGCAGAGGCUUCAGUUGCCUCCCCUUUUACCUCUAAAAACCCUAAUAUAGAGUGUGUACCUACACUAAUCAGAGAAGGGCGAGCAGCAUUAACGACAUCCUCUGGAAUCUUUAAGUAUAUGGCGAUGUACAGUUUGACCCAGUUUCUGACAGUUUGUAUAUUGUAUUGGAUCUCUAACAACUUAACAGAUUUUGAAUUCCUGUAUGUAGAUCUGUUUAUACUUACUACAAUUAGUAUAUCAUUUGGAGCCACUGGAGCCUAUGAUAAGUUACAUCCAGAACCACCACUGAUAAACCUAUUUAGUAUUGGUCCAAUCCUGACUCUAAUUUUACAGACAGGGAUACAGGCUGCAGCUCAGGUUUUUGUCUACCUCAAUGUUCAGACACAACCAUGGUUUACACCAUUUGUUGACAAUGAAGAUGAUGCCUAUGAAAGCUAUGAGAAUGCUUCUGUAUUUCUCAUCUCUUCAUACCAGUACAUUAUAUUAGCUAUUGUCUUUUCUAAAGGAAAGCCAUACAGAAAUACUAUCUGCUCUAAUUAUUUUUUCCUCGCAAAUAUAGUGUUUUGUUUGGCCUGUACAGUAUGGCUACACAUAGAACCACUAGAAUUCUUUAGAGAGUUUAUGGAGUUGGCAGACAUACCUUCCAUGGAGUAUAAACUAAUAUAUCUUGGAAUUGUUGCAAUCAACUUUAUUCUUUCAUUCUUAGUUGAGUCAUAUUUCUGUGAUAGCUACUUAAUCAGCAGAAAAUUACAAGAAAAAAUCAAAGAGAAUUUCUUCAACAGCAAAUUAAAGUACAAGGCAUUAGAAGAGGAGAUUUCUCAGUCACCACACUGGCCACCAGUUUCCUCCACGACAGAUCUGGUUGAAGUCUUCCAGCGCAUGGACAGUGCAGUAUCAGCAGACAUUGAUCGUACAAGUUUAAUGAGCAGUCUAGCAGACUCAGCAAGUGAGACGGGGUCACUCAGAAUUAAAAAUAUUGAGAGCACAGGGACACUUGACACACAGGGGAGCAUGGCUACACUUGACACACAGAUAUCUACUGUCGAUGAUGAAGCACAGCUUAUUGAAGCAGGAGUGGAUAACCCUGGAUUUGAAGAAGACACGCAUUCUACUACUACCACAAACUUAUAAGGAAUCCGUAGGAAUUUGUCUUUUUGUAGUUAUUUGUACAUCAAUUGAACUGGUCAUUCAUGUUUUUAAAGAAUAAUUUUGUAAUCAAAUGCUUUUAAAUAUAUCUCAAGGAAACAUCAAAAAAUUCAUAAAGCUUGAAUAAAAUGAAUGUUACUCAUUUUUGAAUUUUUAUUUUAUUUGAUAAGGUAUUGUUAAAAUAUGAAUUUCACUUGGAGCACACUGCUAUAUAUUUUGGUGCUAUAUGUAUAACUAAAUAUGAUAGUUAUGUGCAAUUUAAAAUACUAUUGUAACAGUAACAUCUUUUCACCCAAAAUUUGUAAAAUUUAAAUUUGGACCUGAUAGUCAAUUACAGAAAAAUUUAAACUAAAGAAACAGAGAAUAUGACGUAUUAAAAAUAAUAUAUAGAUUUUUAUGUAGUGUGCUUAUAAAUCUUGUAUUCACAUAAUUUUGGUGGUGUCUCUUUUACCAUUCUCUAUUUUACCCCUUUAUAAAAUUAUAUGCAAGAGGGUGAUCAUCUGUGUCCCAUGGAUUCAUUCUCCAUUUAUUUUGUAAUUGCUCUAAACAUUAUCAGUAUUAUUGUGCACUAUAGUUCAAUAAAGUAGUGGGAUUUUUUUAA